GGAACUCGUUUGGGGAAAAGAUGGUGUUAUUAUUUCCUCAGUUAAACGCUUAUUCGCCCGUCUUCUCCGCCGCCGUCCACUCAGAGCACCGCCGUCCUCCGCCGGCGGAAUUGAGGACUCUCUUCAGAAGUUAUCGUCUAAUUCCAUUCAUUCACUUCGCUGUCACUCCUUCGGAAUUUGAUCGCUUUUGCGCCUCUGCACUUUUGCUCCACAAAUAAAGUUAAAAAUAGAGAAGCCAUUGGCCUACAUGUGCAGUGUGAUGCUAUGUUGGAAAAACUAGCCGCUUCAAAAAUUAGGGCAGCUGCAAGCCUGCAACCAUCGGGACUGAGGAUCAUAUACUGUAGCACAUGACUGGAGUAUUGGAUAAGAUACAAGAACCAUCAAUCAGUAUGGACGACUUCGACAUUGAACUUGAUGAGAUGGAAUUAGUAGCAGUAGCUGCAGGUUACCAUUAUUAUAAUAGCCUUAUGAAGCAGCCAGCUCGCAGCUUGUCACCAAAAGGAUUUUUCAUGGCCGAGCUACUGAGUGGCCCUGAUGAUUUAUGGCGGGAAAUGUAUAGGAUGGACAAACAUGUCUUUCAUAAAUUGAGCGACACUCUUCGACAGAGAGACAUGCUGCGUGACACACCUGGUGUCGUGAUAGAGGAACAAUUGGCUAUAUUCCUGAAUAUUGUUGGUCACAAUGAGCGUAACCGAGUAAUACAAGAACGGUAUCAGCAUUCUGGAGAGACAAUUAGUAGGCAUUUUAAUAAUGUACUGAAAGCAAUUAAGUCUCUGUCAAGUGAGUUCCUCCAACCACCAUCUCUCACUACCCCAACAGAGAUCCACAAAAGCAAUAGAUUAUACCCGUACUUUGAGGACUGCAUUGGAGUUAUAGAUGGAAUGCAUAUUCCCGCACAUGUUCCAGCGAAAGAUCAGUCCAGAUUUCGCAACAGAAGAGGCGUUUUAUCACAAAAUGUCUUGGUAGCCUGUACAUUUGAUCUCCAGUUCAUAUUUGUGUAUCCUGGCUGGGAAGGCUCUGCUGCAGAUUCACGUGUGCUAAGAGCCGUUCUCAGUGAUCCGGAUCAGAACUUCCCCAAAGUUCCCGAAGGUAAAUAUUACCUUGUUGAUAUGGGAUACGAUAACAUGGAUGGAUUUAUGGCUCCAUACAAAGGAGUCCGCUAUCACCUUCACGAAUAUCGAGGUGCUAAUCUCUUACCUAGGAAUGCUAAAGAACUAUUCAAUCACCGCCAUGCAUCUGUAAGCAACGCGAUCAGGAGAUCUUGCAGUGUUCUAAAGGAAAGAUUCCCGAUUCUCAAACUUGCCCCUCAAUACGCUUUCCACAUACAGAGGGACAUUGUUAUAGCUGCAUGCGUGAUACACAAUCAUAUCCGGCGCGAGGAGGAGAACGAUUGGUUGUUCCAUAGCAAUGAAAUCCCGGCCGAUGAGUCCCCUGAUCUCGACGAACAGCCUGAUCUGCAAUCGCCUUUCUCCGUUCACGAGCAGAUGGCAUCAGAACGACGAGACACAAUUGCUGGAAUGAUGUGGAAUGACUUUAUGAAUAAGUGUGACGAGUGGUGACGAGCAGCAGAUGGUGUGUUGGAAAGUGAUGUUCAAUCCCAGCCCAUGUUCAUAGCAGAGGUAUGUUAAAAAUUUGUAGUAGAUCAGUGAUGAUUGCUUUUCAGUUAUGGUUUUGAGAGUUUUUCAGUGUUUAAAGUUGCAUAUUGCUUAAGGUGGAAUUUACUUUCUCUUUCUUCUUUUGUUCAGGAAGAUGCUACACUUAGAUAGAUGCCCAUCCACUUUAUAUGCAUCUGAACUUUGUUUCUUUAUACUGAUAGAGUAAUCUAUUUAUCUCUUUUCAUGGGGUAGUCUUGCGUGAGACGGGUCAAGAUUCGGAUUUGAGCUCGCGUUUCAACAUGUUUGUAUGUGCGAACAUUGUCGGAUAUGUGUUUGAAUCUGGAUCUGAACUUAUCAUGGUGAAACGGUCUCACCUGAGUUUGUUUUUAGUUAUUCGUCAAGUCAUGAUUGAUCAUAUACUCCCUCCGUCAUUGGUGAGACAGUCUCAUUUUAUCAUUUUGAUCUGCCCGUAAUGAAUUGUCUCA
This is a messenger RNA of Salvia splendens (bonfire salvia), 2080 nucleotides long. Its product is annotated as putative nuclease HARBI1. Bases 348 to 1559 code for a protein of 403 amino acids. The transcript has 5 exons. NCBI's taxonomy places the organism in Eukaryota, Viridiplantae, Streptophyta, Magnoliopsida, Lamiales, Lamiaceae. The record is from RefSeq and is a predicted model, not a curated record.